CGGUCCUGCGCGGUUUCUGGAGCGGAUUGGAACCCGGAGUCAGGAUUCACUGAAUGUGUAGUCGUUUGAAAAACAGUUUGUCAAAAUGGCAGAGCAAGCAACAGAUGAAUUUAUAUGGUGUGAGGACUGUGGGCAGUACCAUGACGCGGAGUGUCCUGAGAUUGGGCCUGUGGUCACUGUGAACGACUCGCUGGUCCUGAGUCGAGCCCGGUCGUCCCUUCCUGACAGCCUGGAGAUCAAGUCAGUCCAUGAUGGAAAGGAGGGUGUGUUUGUUCUCCGUAAGCUGGUGAAGCGUACGCGGUUCGGACCCUUUGAGGCGAAAAGAGUACAGCACUUGGACAAACAAAGCGUAUUCCCACUGAGGAUUUUUAAGAAGGACGGGACUACAAUCUGGUUUGACACAUCAAAUGAGGAUGACUGUAACUGGAUGAUGAUGGUGCGACCUGCGGGAGACCACACCCACCAGAAUCUGACUGCCUACCAACAGGACGAUGAGGUCUAUUUCAACACAUCCCAGGAUGUCCUUCCAGGAGUAGAGUUGAGGGUGUGGUAUGGGGCUUUCUAUGCGAGGAAGAUGGACAAACCUGUUCUAAAACCUCCUGUUGCUCCUGUGGCAGAGACCCAGGUGAGCUCCACCAAGCCAUUGAGUGAACCAGAGCCACCCCUAGGUGCAGAAAAUGACACAGACCAACUGCUCAGCCACCUACCUGACGUGAAAACGGUGGAUCCUGCCCUCGAAGAACCACCUGCCCAGCCAGAGUCGCCCAUUGAAAGCCUGGAGAGCACAAUGGACAGUAGAACCAACAGCACCACCACCUCUGCCACCGCCACCCCGACUGCCGCAGAACCCAGGAAGAGGCCUGGACGGGGACGCAGGGCGAAGAACAGCAAAGCAAGCGCCAUUCCUCAACCCGAGUCCAUCAAAGACUCCAUAGCACCGUCUGAUCAAGCUCUUAGCACAGAGGCUCCAGAGCUGGUAUUGGCCCAAUUAGACAACCCGCACCUGGUGAUUGGCUCAGAUGGCAGAGCCAUCAAGCUUAAGCAGAUGACCCGCUCAUCCACUGGGAAGUCCGGUCUGAGGAAGCAUGCAGGGAGGCAGGCCGGAGAUCAUAAGCGGGUCUACCAGUGUUCGCUCUGCAACAAGGUGUUCCAGAACAGCAGUAACCUGAACCGACACAUCCGCUCCCACGGUGACAAACUGUUCAAAUGUGAUGAGUGUGAGAAGCUGUUUAGUCGCAAGGAGAGUCUGAAGCAGCAUAUCUCCUACAAGCACAGCAAGAAUGAGCCGGAUGUGGAAUACAGGUACAGAUGUGUGACCUGUGAGAAGUACUUCCGGGUUGAAAAUGCACUAAAAUUCCACAACUGUAGAACAGAUGACAAGACAUUCCAGUGCGAGAUCUGCUCGCGGUUCUUUUCCACCAACAGCAACCUGUCCAAACACAAAAAGAAGCACGGCGAGAAGCUGUACGCCUGCGAGAUCUGCAACAAGAUGUUCUAUCGCAAGGACGUCAUGCAGGACCACCAGAGGCGCCACGUGAUGGGUGAGAGCCAAAGCCCGAAGAGCCUGAGGCGGGAGGAGAUGGAGGCCAGUGGGGAGGAGGGGACCAAGUACAGGAAGGAGCCCUCGGCUUGUCCCAUCUGUGGCAAGGUGUUCUCCUGCAGGAGCAACAUGAACAAACAUUUGCUGACUCAUGGAGAUAAGAAGUACACCUGUGAAAUCUGCGGACGCAAGUUCUUCCGCGUAGACGUCCUCAGAGACCACAUCCACGUACACUUCAAGGACAUUGCGCUGAUGGAUGAACAAGAGAGGGAGGAGUUCAUCAAGAAGAUUGGCAUCUCCAUGGAGGAGAGUGAUGAGAACUCUGAUGAGGAGGAUGGCAAGGACGACCCCGAGCAUCACAAAUACACCUGCAAGAAAUGCCAAGUAACCUUUGCUAAGGGCCGUGACUACCUGAAGCACAUAAUGGACCUGCAUAAGGAGCGGGGUUAUGGCUGUGUGAUCUGCAACCGCCGCUUCGCCCUGAAGGCCACCUAUAACGCCCAUCUGGUCAUCCACCGUGAGCAGCUACCUGACCCCGCUGUCCAGCGCUACAUCCACCCGUGUGAAAUGUGUGGACGCAUCUUCAACAGCAUCGGCAACCUGGAGAGACACAAAAUUAUCCACACUGGGGUGAAGAGCCACAGCUGUGAGCAGUGUGGUAAAUCCUUCGCCAGGAAGGACAUGCUGAAGGAGCACCUCAGAGUUCACGACAACAUCCGAGAUUUCCUGUGUGCAGAGUGUGGCAAAGGCAUGAAGACCAAACACGCCCUCAGGCACCACAUGAAACUACACAAGGGCAUCAAGGAGUACGAGUGCAAAGAGUGCAAUCGCAAGUUCGCUCAGAAAGUCAAUAUGCUCAAACACUACAAGAGACACACAGGCAUAAAGGACUUCAUGUGUGAGCUGUGUGGAAAGACCUUCAGUGAGAGGAACACCAUGGAGACCCAUAAGCUCAUCCAUACAGUGGGGAAGACGUGGUCGUGUGCGGUGUGCGAUAAGAAGUAUGUGACGGAGUACAUGCUGCAGAAGCACAUGCAGCUGACCCACGAGAAGGUGGAGGCCCAGAGCUGCCACCUCUGCGGCACCAAGGUCUCCACCCGUGCCUCCAUGAACCGCCACAUGCGCCGCAAGCACCCUGAGGUUAUAACGGUGAGAAUAGAUGACUUUGACCAUCUCCAUGGAACCUCAACCAUUGAUGCAUCCACUAUCAGCAUUGUGCAGCCUACCUUGACCCUGGAGAAGGCGUCUCUGGCCGGAGAGAAGGGUCAGCGGGCCGCCCGGCAGCCCAAGAAGAAGCAGAAGCUGCAGCCGGAGGAACCUGAGCUGACAUCCGAGUCCGACGAGUACGCCGACUUCCCCACCAAAGGAGCCAGCUUCGUGGGGACAGUGGGCGACGAAACGAGCUCCGCUGUGCAAAGCAUACAACAGGUGGUGGUCCUGGCUGAGCAGGGCGCGUCGGCGGCGUCCUCCCCGUCCAACUCGGUGGGUCUCCCCAGCAUCACAGUGGCAUCCAUCAGUGGCGGGGCACCAGCCCAGUUCACCAGUCUGCAGCCGGUCACCGUGGGGCCGCUGACACCCAGCGAGCGGCCACUCACGCUGGACAACUCCAUCCUCACAGUCACCUUCGACACGGUCAGCGGCUCAGCCAUGCUGCACAACCGGCCCCCAGAGCUGACAGCCGAGACGGCCGGAGCCGGCGUCGGAGGGGCCCCAACAUCCGUGGGGGCUGUGGGAGGGACGGCAGGCGCCCAGUCGGUCGCCCACUUCAUCAACCUCACCACGUUCGUGAACCCCAUCUCCCACCAGCUGGAGCAGCCGGCCCUCACGUGGCGGCCCGUCUCGGCCGCCGAGGGGCCCCACAUCGCCACCGCCGGGGCCCUGGACGCUGGCCAGACGGACUCCCAGGGGGCUCCUGUCUCAGCCCAGGGGGCAGCCGGCGGCGUGCAGCAGCAGGUGGUGGUGGAGCAGGCGCAGCAAAUCCAGGUCCAGGCUUCUGGGCCUUCCCAGCAGCAGCAGGCCACAGCCGCCCAGCAGAUGUUCAGCUACUGAGAGGAGCUCCAGCCACAGUUUCUACCUGCUCAGACACUGACCAUGCCUCUGUUGAGGUAUGCCACUGGGAGAUCGAUGUACUGUAUCUAUAUACGCCAUAUACACUCAACCUUGUGCCUGUAUCACUAUACACUCCCCACGCCACUCCUAUGCACUUCCAGACAGUUGUGAGAAUAUUUAAAAAUCAAUUCAAUCAUCUUCAUUUUUUGUUGUUGUCGUUUUACAAUAUUACAUCAUGAGAUCUAAUUUUUAACUCGAUUUGCAUUUCUGAAGCAUUGUAAAGAUUCAUGAAGCCAUGGAAAUAAUCAAGGACUUGCCCAUCAUGAGAACAGUCAAAAUUAUUGUUCUAGUGCUGGAUACAUUAUUGUGCCAUCAUGGGUCAAAAGCAGCAUGUUCACACUGUUGUGUACAUUUGCUUUGUCUUGUUUUGUUUUUCUCUUCCUCAGCUAUACAUUUUAAGGCACAAUUUUCUCUCUGUGCCAUGUGGGCCCAUCCCUGCUAUGAAAUAGAAAAGCACUACCUCUGCUGGGUUUACACCAGGUCAGACCAUUAUGAACUGCAGGACCAUGAACGGUGGCUUGGGUCCCAUUCUGAAAAUUGGUUACUAAUGCUGGAAGAUCUAACAAAUCUCUUAUGGUCUUUGAUACCUUUUUCAACAAUGCUGUCAUCUAUGCUGUCUACAUAAAAGACACUUUGUUAUGCCUUUGAAAGCAAUACUCACAAUUGCAUAACAUUGGAGAGAGGGAGUGUUACAGCAAAGAUGAUUACUAGCUAAACUGACUAUUGAUUAGUUUUAACAUGAACCAAAGAAGGGGUUCUGUCUAAAAAUGCCUUAAUGACCAUGUGAUCAAAAGCAAAAGUGCACUAUCCAAUAUUGUUUCUCUUGUCAAAUCUGUUGUCAUUGAUUCUUUAUCUUUGAUUAUGUUCAUCUGAAAAUUAAAAAAGAAAUGCUACAAAAGGCCUGAAAAACGUCUUUAAAUCGGUAGAUGUAGAUAUGCUUGUUGAUAAUGUUUAAGCUUUUUAUUUUUAUGAAACAAAAUGUAUUUUAUACCAGGGUCCAUGUUUCAAAUAAUUGAAAGGUAAACAAGGUACUCAAUUGACAUGUGCUUUGACAUCAUUUUCUUUGUGUAUAUGUGUAAACAAGUCCUGUUCAUAUGAUUAUGUAUGCAACAUAACAAGUGUAGCAUGUAAGACAAUGUAGAUCAUUAAGAACUCAGAACAAAUGCUAUGAAUAAACUACUUUGUCUCAUAUGAA
Molecule: messenger RNA, 4844 nt
Organism: Alosa alosa (allis shad)
Lineage: Eukaryota; Metazoa; Chordata; Actinopteri; Clupeiformes; Clupeidae
Gene: prdm15
Product: PR domain containing 15
Exons: 25
Coding region: 86-3589 (1167 amino acids)
Cellular component (GO): nucleus
Molecular function (GO): protein binding
Source: RefSeq, a predicted model, not a curated record